Messenger RNA from Danaus chrysippus (African queen), 1065 nucleotides. NCBI's taxonomy places the organism in Eukaryota, Metazoa, Arthropoda, Insecta, Lepidoptera, Nymphalidae. The record is from the annotation of a GenBank genome assembly.
AUGGAUAAAAAUCAAGACAGUAAAAAAUGUUUCUGCGCAAGAUGCUUCUUGCCAAUAGAAGGUGAUGAUAAAGUCGACAUCGAGGGUCAGAACUUCCACAGAAUAUGCAGCAUGUGUUGUGUUUGUCGAACAAUACCAACUUCUCUCAAAAUGUUCUACGGCCACGUGUUCUGCAACGAUUGCUUCAAGACUCACGUCAUGAGCCGCUUCAAGGGAGAGAACUCUCGUAUUCAUUCAAAUAGCUGGUGGAUGCAAUGGGCGCCUGGUAUGAAACCUCAAGAAAAGGAGAAAACUGAAGAUUCCAAGCCUGAAUCAUCUGAAGAGCCGCCGAAGCGUUACAUCUGUGCAAGGUGUCUCCAACAUGUUGAUGAGUGUCACCGGGUGACCAUUGGUGACCAAAAUUUCCACCAGCAGUGUGCUCAAUGCUAUUUCUGCCGCAAGAUACCUACAAAAAACCUGAAGAUAUACUACGGCCAGGUUUUCUGCGAGGAGUGUUUCAACCAGCACGUGCUGAGCCGUAAUCGCGACAAUCCGUCAGAGUUCUUCAGGAACUGCUUCGAGCAGUGGCAGAACAAUGCCCAGUUUGCUGAGAACAUGCGCGAUUUCAUGACGGGCAACAAGGAGUCUGUGCCGUUUGUUUUCGUGAUGCAGGGCCAGCAGCCGCCUUUCUGCAGAUGUGGGACUGGCCCCCAGGAUUGGUUCCAGCAAAAUGAACCCAAAAAAUCUGCGACCCCGGCGGACGACCCUUGGGAGCUGUCGUUUGAGAACCGUACAGAGGUUUCCGAUUUACCAGAAUCUAGCGUGAUUGAAUCAGCAAACCAGGAACUGAGCGUCGCCGCAGCUGAAAAAAUCGAAAAGCUGACAAAAUAUCUGCACGAAAGGAGCGGGAUUGAGGAGAACAUCCGGAAAUGGAAGUUGAUGGAAAAUGACGUGACCUCCAACACUUGGAUCGACUUGCAAGACAAGAAGAUUGACCGUUUGGAUUGUCCUAAAUGUUUGUGGCAGUGUGGUCCUAUCUAUGUGAACAGUGAGUACUUGCGGAGGCAAGUCUGCGAAAAAAGUUAA